AUCUUAAUUCAUCGUUCCCGUUAUGUAAACAUAGCAUAUAAUUUAAUACCUAAAUCUUUUAUCGAUAAUAAACAAAUGUUACAUCACUAAAGCAUCAAAACAUUACUUCAGUCCAGAUUCGUCGAGCAAGUGGAAUACACGUCACUGCGCAAACAUCAUAUAGGUUCUACUAAUAUGGGCGCGACGGUAAAUUGAAAUCACGAGACAUCAUUGAAAAUGGCGCGAAUGACGGCUUACCUGUUCUGCCUAUUAGCCUUACCAUUCACACAUGGAUUUAACGGUGACAGCUUCGAGCUGGAAUGCCCUGACGAAUGUGAUUGCCACUACUUUAGGAUCAAUUGGGUUACAGACUGCUCCGAGAGCAACUUAACUCAUAUUCCAUACGAUGAGCUCAGUUUGAGCGUAUACAUCUUAGACCUAAACGGUAACAAUAUUACCAGCCUCCAGCGUUUUCCAAGCGACAUAAAGAUGAGAAGGUUACAAAUAGCAAACAAUAGACUGACGAGGGUCGAUAGAGAGGCAUUCAAAGGGCUCGAGUAUUUGAUAGAUAUUGAUCUAUCUGGAAACAAUAUCAGCGAUGUGGAUCCCGAGGCAUUCCUGGAUUCACAUGGACUACUCAACGUGGAACUUCAAGACAAUCCAUUGAAUACGAUUGAAGGACCAUUCCUUAUGUCCGGCACACUCCAAUAUUUAGAUAUAAGUAAUUGCAACUUAUCGAUUAUAAAUUCCCAAUUUUUUGACAACAUCACAUCGCUGACCACACUCGACCUCUCUAAUAAUCCUCUUAGAUCAUUGGAAGGUGAUGUGUUCAACGUUUUAACCAGUCUUGAAACAUUAAAGAUAAAUAACUGUAUGCUGAACACAAUUUCUGAAAAUCUUUUCUCGUCCUUGAUCAACUUGAAAAAUUUAGAGAUAGCUGGAAACGACCUAUCAAAUAUUAACUGGCCGGAAGUGUUAGGCACAUUAACGAGACUUGAAUACCUUAAUUUGAGAAAAUCUGGUCUAACUUUCCUUUCUGAAGACACAUUCUCGAACUGUACUAAUCUCGUUACACUUAUUUUAGCUGAGAAUAAAUUGCGAGACUUAGAUGUCGCAGUGACAUUGGGCAAUAGCGUUAAUCAUUUAGAACAAUUAGAUUUAUCAAACUGUAAAAUCAAAGGACCAAUUUCAGGCGAUGCAUUUGCCAAUGCUACUAGAAUGAAAAGUCUUUACUUAUCUGGAAAUCCUCUUUUUGCACCAGAUUUACAAGAAGCUUUAGCACCUUUACCGAAACUGGAAAAACUUUUCUUAAGUAACUGUGGCCUAAGCAAUUUACCAGAUAAUUUUAAUGUUUUUGAAAAUCUUCUCGAACUAGAUAUAUCUCAUAAUCCUCUUGUGAAUGUAUUUACAAGACUGUUGGCUCCAUUAGAAAAAAUUGAAUACCUUAAUAUGGGCUAUAGUAAUUUAUCGUAUAUAGGACCAGAAACAUUUGCACAUAUGACGUCAUUAAAGAAAUUAGUGCUCUCUGGUAAUGACCUCCUAUCCUUAGAAGCCGGCCUUUUUGGGAAUUUGACACAGUUAACAACUUUAGAAUUAGAAUUUUGCGGCUUGAAGCGCCCUAUAAAUGCAAAUGCUUUCUUCAAAAACUUAACUUAUACUGAUUUAAGAGAAAUAAAGCUUGGUGGUAAUCCACUAGUUAUACCAACCUCCGGGCCUUUAUUCCCGAAACAGCUGUCACAAGUCACUGUUUUAGAUUUAAGCAACUGCAAUAUCACAUCUCUAAACCCAGACGCUUUUAAGAAUACUGAGAAUAUAACUGAACUUAAUUUAGCCAGAAAUCAAAUAAAGGCAGAGGAUGAAAGCUUAUCGUUUUUGGAGACACUAAAACAUUUGGAAAAAAUUAAUUUGAGCAAUAAUAAAUUGACAACUAUUGAUCCGCAAUUAUUUGUAAACAAUCCUAAACUUCACUCAAUAAACCUAAUCGGUAACCCAUUCGUUUGUGAUUGUAAGAUUGCUGAAAUGUGGGAUUGGGCAAAUAUGAUAAAGGGUGAUUUAGAUGUUCUCAUAGGAGCAAAGAGCGCUGAAAAGGAUAUCGUUGUUAAAGGCAACAAGAAAAAGAAGUAUUUAUACUGUCACUACAACGAAGCACAACUCAGGAAUAUGACUCUUAUAACUAAUAAGACUGUACCGGGAAGAAGACCUUUUGUAAAGCCAAGAGAAUUGACAUAUGCUAAUAGAACUUGGGCUAAAUAUGUUAGAGAAUCGGGAUGUGAACCAGUGGUAAAAAUACUGAGACCAGUAGCGCUGAUGGCUGAUUUCUUUGAUGAAUCUCGUGAAAACAAUAUUUCAACGCCUGCCGUAAUAUUAGCUGUUAUCGCAUUGGCUCUUGGUUUAGGUACUGUUAUAAUGACCUUGCGUUUUUUUCAAAAGAGGCAAGUAUCGGAAAUGGACACCGAACAUAAUAGGAAGCAGAGAUAGCAAAAAGGUCAAAGAGCAUAGAGAAAUAAUGCUUUGAUUCUUUUUAUUGAUCUAUGAUUAUUUUGUAAGAAAUAUUGUAUUUUUUAACUAUUACCCCUAAUUUAUGUUAUGUGAUAGGCACAUCAAAAUGUUAGUCUCUCUAGAAUUUUAAAUAAGAAUAGAAGCGAUAUUUAAUGUUAUUUUUUUGGAUAUUACUAGUCAAAUUAAAUAGAAAUCAAACAAGUACAACUGUAGCGAGUUUCAUUAAACGGGACGAUUUGGUUUUUUAAAUAUACCUUGCAGUAUUUCAUGUUUAAAUAAUUCCUACAUUUAAUUAAAAUAAAGGUGUUUAAAAGGUU
Molecule: messenger RNA, 2795 nt
Organism: Nymphalis io (European peacock)
Lineage: Eukaryota; Metazoa; Arthropoda; Insecta; Lepidoptera; Nymphalidae
Product: toll-like receptor 6
Exons: 3
Coding region: 217-2457 (746 amino acids)
Cellular component (GO): extracellular matrix
Molecular function (GO): protein binding
Source: RefSeq, a predicted model, not a curated record